CUCUCUACACCGCCCACGCCCACAUUCACGCUCUCUCCGUCUCUGCCACUGCUGCUUCUCUCUCUCGCCUCCCACUGCCAUUGGCAAUCAUUAUUGCUACACGGUGCCCAGCCCGCUACCAACGAUCGCCGUCAUUGCUCCCUCAGCCAAGUCUGAAGCUGCACGCGCCCGUUUGGCUGGUCCGUCAGCGGCGACAGAGUUUCGCAGGCGGUCCCGCACUACCGUACCACUGUCUUCACCCUUGACUAGGUCCUUCGGCGUCACUUCACCAGAAUACUGCGCGACCGUGACUGCGAGCGCGCCUGACGCCGACGACGAGCCCUUGCCCCCCCCCACGAGUGCACAAACAGAGCGAGGAAGACAGUACCUAGUAUCUGGGCCACUGCACCACGGCAGCGCAUCCCACCCAUUGCGCCCUGAGAGCCUGGUAGCCGAAGCACAGCACACAAGGCGCACCGCGGGCCCCAACUGCUCGAGGCGACCGUUAUGGCUGACCAUCAGACAAAUACACUGUACAGGCCUGACCAGUUCAUGAACCCGGGUCCUGCGCCGGCACCGCCUGCAGGCAGGGCAAAAGUGACCCUCACGCCCAACGUCUAUAAUACGCCGGGCAACCCAAACCUCAAAAACAUAUACAAUGGCCCGGACGCCUCAGCCAAUACUUCACAAGCCUCGCUUCAUCGCACGGGCACGAGCAGUGGCGAGAUGACUGUAAUCAAAGACGGCUGGGCCAAGGUGAAAGAGGAAGGCGGUGGUUUCAUGAAGUCCUUCUGGAACGAGCGUUUCCUGGUGCUCCGCGAGAAGCAGCUCGACUUUCUGAAGAACAAUACUCACAAUAAGACCACGAACGUCAUCUACCUGAAAGACGUGUCACACAUCACACGAUCUGACAGCUAUCCGUACGCGUUGGAGAUCACGCGAGAUGGGAACAAGGUGUGGAUUCUCAAGUUUGAGGCUGACACGGAAGUCUACAACUGGAUGGACAGCAUAUAUGAUCGAUGCCCUCAGAUGGGUGGUGUGUCGCAUCCCACCGGCUUUUCGCAUAGAGUGCACGUCGGUUUCGACCCCGUCACUGGGGGUUUCGUUGGGCUGCCAGUCGAAUGGGAAAGACUGCUGAAGGGCAGUGCCUUGACCAAAGAUGACAUGGCCAAAAAUCCACAGGCUGUUAUGGAAGUUCUGCAAUUCUAUACCGACAAGCUGCAAGUCCGGGCAGACGAUCCAAAGUCAUACCCAUCGCUCACGCCCACACCCAGCUCAGAGAACAAUGCCAACAAACAACUGGGCUAUAAUGGAGGGAAUGGCGUCACACCGCCAAGGCCGCAGCCGCCGGGAGUCAAUCGCCAAGAUAGCAAUUAUAGCGGGAACGGCCAGACGCGAGCUCCUGGUAGCUACGGCUCGGGAUCUUCGAGAGAGCAGUCUACAGAUCGUCGAAACGACGAUGACCGCGCCAGGCGACAACAGGAAGAGCAGAAGGAGCACCAACGAAGGCUUGAUGAGGAACAAGAGCGCAAGCGAAGACAGGAGCAAGAAGAUCGUGAGUACAAUGAGUCUCUGCCGAAGACGAAAACCCCCCUUGCCAAACAAGAGGUGGGAGGAGGCGGCUACAGCGACUCUUCAUCACGAGACGUUAGUCCAGCGAAUGGGCAUGGUAAGUACAACGCCAGCAGACCUGCCCCGCCAGCACCGUCUCAAAGCAAGAAUGGUCAAGCCGGCAGCUCGCUACCCAUACGCAAUCUGCAAGCCCAAAGGGCUGCACCAUCGCCGCCGCAGAAUGGUGCUUCCACGCCAGCAAAGAAGCCUGGCGCGACGGGUACUCAAUCUCCAUAUGCUGUUAAACAGCCUGGUACAGGUGCCAACGGACAGGCACGGAAGGACGAGCAGCCACUUACUGCUGGAGCCGGUAAUCAUCAGAAGCAGGCAUCAACGUCCGGGCAGGUCAAACCACUGAAUGUCGCGACCAAGCAGCCUUCGGGCAAGCCAGAUCCGGUAAAGGUUGCGGAAGCAGCACUUACGAAGAAAGAUCCCGAGCCCAAGAAGGAAGUGCGAAUGAGCGCCAUGUCCGAUGCUCAGGUUAUGGACCGCCUCCGAUCUGUGGUCACAUUGAGCAAUCCUCUUGAGAGCUAUAACAAGCAGAAGAAGAUUGGUCAAGGUGCUUCCGGAUCGGUGUACGUGGCUCGUGUGCGCGAGAGCGCUCCUAGCUCCACAGCCCAAAACUUGAUCAAGAUGUACGGGCCCAAAGCACAAGUGGCGAUCAAGCAGAUGGAUCUCCGAUCGCAACCAAGGAAGGAGCUGAUCGUGAACGAGAUCAUCGUGAUGAAGGAAAGCCGACAUGACAACAUUGUCAACUUUCUAGACGCUUUCCUGCAAGAGGAGACCUACGAGCUAUGGGUGGUCAUGGAAUUCAUGGAAGGUGGUGCACUGACGGAUGUGAUUGACAACAACGCGUCCAUCUCUGAAGACCAAAUUGCCACGAUCUGUUACGAGACAUGCAAAGGUCUCAUCCACUUGCACGCGCAGAACAUUAUACACCGAGACAUCAAGUCAGACAACGUUCUUCUGUCCUCACGCGGCGCCGUCAAGAUUACGGAUUUUGGCUUCUGCGCCAAGCUAACGGAACAGCGAUCGAAGCGUGCUACCAUGGUCGGCACGCCAUAUUGGAUGGCUCCCGAGGUCGUCAAGCAAAAGGAGUAUGGCUCCAAAGUCGAUAUCUGGUCGCUUGGCAUCAUGGCGAUUGAGAUGAUUGAGUCGGAGCCGCCGUACUUGAACGAAGAGCCGCUGAAAGCGCUGUAUCUCAUUGCGACAAACGGCACGCCGAGACUGAAAAAGCCCGAGAAGCUGAGCAAAGAAUUGAAGGCAUUCCUGAGUGUCUGUCUGUGCGUAGACGUCAAGUCUCGAGCAACAGCGGAAGAACUUGGACGACAUGAGUUUCUGCAGCAUGGAUGCUCGUUGGCGAGUCUGAGUGAACUCUUGCGUUUCAAGAAGGGAGGCGGACACUAAGAACACCAAGUUGACGACGGAAGACACUGUCUUGCUAUCACUGCCUGGUGUCUAGUAUUGAAACCACACGCAAAGACGACGGCAAGCGCAAGAGCAAAAUGAUCAUGCCAGAGCCGCCAUGCGGGUGCAUCAGUCGCAGCUUGGAGGUGGCUUGUUACCUGGGUUGAGCCGCGCAGAUGAUGAGGGGCCACGCCAGGCCACAGAAGAAUGUAAAGCAUGUUCUCGCAGAGACCUGAGAUUUUACAUUCGCGGCUGGGUAAUGCAAUGAAAUGAACAGGGAGAGUAAAGCUCGCUGUUGGCGUUUGAUGGAUAUGAAGUAUCAGAAUAAUGGGCUAACGAUUAUCAACAACUGCAAGGCAGUCACGUACGUAGCAAUGCGUUCGUCUCACAUAGACAGAAUGAAAAUCUACGGCAGUCACG
Molecule: messenger RNA, 3417 nt
Organism: Sphaerulina musiva SO2202
Lineage: Eukaryota; Fungi; Ascomycota; Dothideomycetes; Mycosphaerellales; Mycosphaerellaceae
Product: Pkinase-domain-containing protein
Exons: 3
Coding region: 487-2997 (836 amino acids)
Biological process (GO): intracellular signal transduction; protein phosphorylation; regulation of MAPK cascade
Cellular component (GO): cytoplasm
Molecular function (GO): protein serine/threonine kinase activity; ATP binding
Source: RefSeq, a predicted model, not a curated record